AUGGCGCCGUCGCCGCCGCCGCCUGGGCUCGCACCGAGCCGCCGCGUCGGUCGUCGCCGCCUGCCGCUCUCGGCCAAGCGCAGCGAUGAGCUCACCGCCCUCCUCCUCCCCGCCAUCAAGGCGUUUGGCCUGGGCUACCUCAUGGACAUCCUCCCCGCCAUCAUAAAGGCCCUCCUCCGCUUCACCACCUCCGAACUCAAACGCAUACGCGCACAACAGAAACGCACCAACGAAGAACGCUCCCUCGCAACCGACUGGGCCACCCGACGCCCCUCGCUCCCGACCAGGGCCAUCGACGCCUUCCACCUCGUCGCACCUUCGCUCGCUCGCCUGCCACUGCUCCUCCAGGCCAUCCUCAAGGCGCUCGUUGCAGCCCUUGGCCCACAGGGAAUGGCCCUCAGCUGCUUCUGCGCCAUGGCCGGCUGGAAGAUCUCCGAGUCGAUGCUCUGGUGGCCCAUCACAAAGUACUACGCCCUCAAACUCUCCCACAGCGCACCAGACGUCCGCCGCCAACUCGCACUCACCAGGGCCAGGGUCGCGGCCACUUUUAUCUCGGCCUCGGUCUCGUCGGCCCUCUCGCUCAUGGUCCUCCAGCACAACUCGAUCCAGGCCGACCUCCGAGCAGCCACAGCCGCAGCCGCUGCCGCUGCUUCGGGCGGCAUCGCAGCCACCGCUUCGGGCAACGCGACAAAGCCCACAACCCUGCCGCCCGUCCCUACGGGCUCAGACUCGCUCCACAUAGACACCACCUCGUCCUGGAUCCCCAAACCGCUGCGGUCGCCCCGCUUCGGCUUCACCGCACCCAGGGCACCCGCCUCCGUCACUUCUUGUCCAGGCUGA
Messenger RNA from Pseudozyma flocculosa PF-1, 840 nucleotides. RefSeq lists its product as uncharacterized. The transcript has 2 exons. Lineage: Eukaryota; Fungi; Basidiomycota; Ustilaginomycetes; Ustilaginales; Ustilaginaceae. The record is from RefSeq and is a predicted model, not a curated record. Bases 1 to 840 code for a protein of 279 amino acids.